GCGUCGCUGCGCUGGGGAAAGGGCUUGCGGGGAGCUGGGGUGCGCGGGGCAAACGCGACCCAGCACCGACACCAGCGGCUCCGUGCACUGCUGGGCGCACAGGCUGAGCCCGCUCGGUGCUGAGCGGCGCUGAGGUCGCGGGGGCUGGUGAUGCCCUCACCACUCCAUGGCAAAGCCAAGGAUGUGUGACCGCAAUGGUGGGCGGCGGCUCCGGCAGUGGCUGAUCGAGCAGAUUGACAGUGAGCUGUACCCUGGGCUCAUCUGGGAGAAUGAGGAGAAAACCAUGUUCCGCAUCCCCUGGAAACAUGCCGGGAAGCAGGACUACAACCAGGAGGUGGAUGCCUCUAUUUUCAAGGCUUGGGCUGUUUUCAAAGGCAAGUUCAAAGAAGGUGACAAAGCAGAGCCGGCCACAUGGAAGACACGACUGCGCUGUGCCUUGAACAAGAGCCCUGACUUUGAGGAGGUGACGGACAGGUCUCAGCUCGACAUUUCUGAGCCCUACAAGGUCUACAGGAUUGUGCCGGAGGAGGAACAGAAAUGCAAAGCAAGCAUUGCCAAUGGGAGCAGUCUGAAUGAUGUCACAGAGAUGGAUUGCAGUUCUUCUGCAAUUGAUGACCUCAUUAAAGAGCCACCCUGUGUAGAUGAAUACCUGGGGAUCAUCAAGAGAAGCCCCUCGCCCCCCCAGGAGACCUGCAGGAACCCACCAAUACCCGACUGGUGGAUGCAGCAGCCCAGCCCCUCGUUGCCCCUGAUGAAUGGGUACUCUGGCUAUGAGCAGCAUCAUUCAGGUUACUCCCAGAUGGUGAUCAGCUUCUACUACGGUGGGAGGCUGGUGGGCCAUGUCACAACCUCAUACACUGAGGGCUGUCGGAUCUCACUCAACCAACCCUCCAGCCAUGGUGAGAAGCUCUACACCCCAGAUGCCCUGGAGCAUGUGCGGUUCCCCUCCGCUGACACCAUCCAGAAUGACCGCCAGAAGCAGAUCACCAGGAAACUCUUUGGGCACCUGGAAAGGGGCGUCCUGCUGCACAGCAACAAGCAGGGCAUCUUCAUCAAGAGGCUGUGCCAGGGCAGGGUCUUCUGGAGUGGGAACACCAUGGUCUACAAGGACAGGCCCAACAAACUGGACCGGGAUGAGGUGGUGAAGAUAUUUGACACCAACUUGUUCUUCAGAGAGCUGCAGCAGUAUUACAACAACCAGGGCCGCUUCCCGGACAGCAGAGUCAUGCUAUGUUUUGGAGAAGAGUUCCCAGAUGCGGUGCCACUGCGGUGUAAACUCAUCCUUGUCCAGGUGGAGCAGCUGUGUGUCAGGCAGGUGGUGGAGGAGGCUGGGAAGACCUGCAGCAGCAGCCCCAUGCUCCCCAUAGCUGAUGAGACACAGCAUGACCAAGUGUACAGGAUCUUCCAAGACAUCUGCACAACACACCAGCGACCGCUCUUCAGAGAAAACCAACAGAUUGCUGUCUGAGCCUUCUUCCCUGCAGACAUACUGUGGUGGUCUGGGUUCAUCUAGACCCCAUUUGGUCCCCUUAGUGCCUAACCUCCUCUUUUGGAAACUUGGUUUUUGUUCUUUGCCGUUUCCAGUCCAUAAUACAACAGUAAAAAUUGCUGUAAGAAAGUAGAUUGGAUGCUUGGUGUCUAUCUCAUAGACACUUAACUGAUAAAAAUGACUUUUGUAUCAAGCGGGGUAGUCCAUGUACUGUUGUCUAUAGCUAAUGAUGAGGAGGAGGAGGCAGCAUCUGAGCUGUGCAGGAAGGUUAGGGCUGGCAGUACUUUGUGUUGCCUUUGUUAACGGCCAAUCAAGCAGAACCAAAAAUCAACAGCUGUUACCAAUCUGCUCCAGUGGUCUGCAACUCAGACCUUGCUGACAAUAGCGAUUUGGUAGGCAGUGACUCUUGAAAAAUCCUCAAAAUGCGCAAAUGUAGGACAGAUACUUUCCAGAAAUCAGGGUUUUUCCCUGCUGAGGGAAGACAGAGUAUGUCUUCCAAGGGCAACCUUCUCAAAUGCCUCUUUAUUUUUGUGAUGGGGUUUAUAUGUUUAUCUGUAAUACCAAAGUAUUUUGAAAUUUGGAAACCAAUGCAGACAUUAUAUAUGUAAAUGUUGAAUAUAAGAACUUAGGAAUCUUAAUUUUUCCUAACCAGAACCAGAGUUUAUAUAAAUACAUAUCUUUAAUUUUAAAGAUUGCAGCAUAGUGUGAAUAGGUUGGCUUCACCCUUCCAAAUGCAUGUGUUGGUCUCUCCCAAGCGUGACCAGGCAGCGGCAUCCAUGUGUAAAUCCUCGCGAAUAUGCUUUAUGUGUGCACCCAGCACUGGGGAGCUGCUUGGGCCUUGCAGCUGACACAAACCAGGACAACACAUGUGUGCAUACUGCUAAGCUGCCUAUUUAUUUUAUGCCUUAGGUUUGUUAAAUCUUUUUUGUAAUUUUUUUUUUACUUUCCUGCAAUUAAA
Messenger RNA from Cuculus canorus (common cuckoo), 2447 nucleotides. RefSeq names its product interferon regulatory factor 8 (gene IRF8). Gene Ontology annotation, molecular function: protein binding; RNA polymerase II cis-regulatory region sequence-specific DNA binding; DNA-binding transcription factor activity, RNA polymerase II-specific. The coding region runs from base 167 to 1468 and encodes 433 amino acids. Gene Ontology annotation, biological process: regulation of transcription by RNA polymerase II; immune system process. The transcript has 9 exons. Gene Ontology annotation, cellular component: nucleus. Lineage: Eukaryota; Metazoa; Chordata; Aves; Cuculiformes; Cuculidae. The record is from RefSeq and is a predicted model, not a curated record.